This is a messenger RNA of Benincasa hispida (wax gourd), 501 nucleotides long. The record is from RefSeq and is a predicted model, not a curated record. NCBI's taxonomy places the organism in Eukaryota, Viridiplantae, Streptophyta, Magnoliopsida, Cucurbitales, Cucurbitaceae.
AUGGUGUUGACUCAGGAGUGUAGUAAACUGUUCAAAAGAAAUAUUCUUGAGAAGCAAAGAGACCCAGGCAACUUUACUAUGCCAUGCUCGAUCGGAGGAAUAGAUGUAGGCCAUGAUUUAUGUGACUUGGGAGCUAGUAUCAAUUUAAUGCCCCUCUCAAUUUUUAAAAAGCUCGGGAUUAAUGAGGCAACACCUACCAUGGUAACGCUACAACUUGUGAACAUAUCCAUUAUAUACCUUGAAGGGAAGAUCGAAGAUGUAUUAGUAAAGGUUGACAACUUCAUUAUUCUGAAUAAUGAAGCUGACAGAGACGUCCCAAUGAUCCUUGGACACCAAUUUUUAGCUACCGACAAAGUCAGGAUUGACACACAUAAAGAAGAAUUGACCAUGUUUGUAGAUGAUCAGGAAGUAAAACUCAAUGUGUUCAACACAUUAAAGUUCCCCGAUGACUUAAAAUCUUAUCAGUUCAACUACUUAAGAAAAAAUAGAACCAGGAAGUGA